Trypanosoma cruzi is the source of this 669-nucleotide messenger RNA. RefSeq names its product KU70 protein, putative. The record is from RefSeq and is a predicted model, not a curated record. NCBI's taxonomy places the organism in Eukaryota, Euglenozoa, Kinetoplastea, Trypanosomatida, Trypanosomatidae. The annotation marks the transcript as partial. The transcript has a single exon.
AUGUCCGAAUACUCCGAAUGGUUGGAGGCAGCUGUUGGCAUGGGGGCAUUGGACGAGGCAACGGAUCAGGACACUUUGCAGCAGGCCACAGUGCACCAGCAGAGACGCGACGCCGUGCUGUGCCUUAUUGACUGCCAGCUCAGCAUGUUUCAGGGGAGAAGUUGUUCCAGUGACCCUGGCGAAAUCAGCCGGAUAGGUGCCGACAACACUUCCGGGGAAGAUUCCACUCCCGCAAUGCUGAACUCAGUCGCCACCUCGGGCUGCUCCAAAGGGAGGAACGCCACAAUGCAAAAACAGUCGACAGAUGUUUUUUUUUCGUCAGACGUGGGCGGCGAGGGCGUGGAGAGGAGAAUACCGGCGGGCAUGGCGACGGGAAAUGAAAAAGGCACGGACUCUGAAGUGACAGGAAACCGCAUCAAUAAUACCCCCUUCCGGGACGCUGUGCGCUGUGUUCUGAAACUGUGCCAGGACAAAGUUCUGAUGAGCGACAAGGACUUGGUGGCUCUGGCCCUUUACAACACGAAUAAGAGACAUAACAUCUAUGAAUUGCCCGGCCUUUAUAUUGUUCACCCCUUUUCUCUUCUCAGCGUUCAGUCUGUGCGGGAAUUGGAGGGACUAGCGGCUUCAGGAGAUGUAUCCUCGAUGAUGUAUGAGGAGUUCAAGAAAAAU